Messenger RNA from Racocetra persica, 2229 nucleotides. The record is from the annotation of a GenBank genome assembly. NCBI's taxonomy places the organism in Eukaryota, Fungi, Glomeromycota, Glomeromycetes, Diversisporales, Gigasporaceae.
AAAGAAGAACUUUCUGACUCUAUUGUCAUUACAGUUAGUUAUAUUGCUAUUGGACCCUUUUUUGUGGAUUCUGUAAACAGCAGUAAUUCUAUAUUUGGUAAUGGUUUGGAAGCAGUAAAAUUGGUUGCGCUUGGACUAUUGAGAUCUAUAUUCACAAAUCACCAAAAACAACGCACAUGGAUAUUGGAAGAAAUUCUUACGUCUCUUAUUAAAUUACCUACUGUAAAAAGAAACCUGAGACAAUACAGAUAUGGAUUUGCUUAUAUUCUUCCUUAUAGAUUGCCUGAUGGUAAAUCAAUCCAAAUGGUAUCUGCGCUUAUUUUACAACUUAUUCAAAGUUGUACAGUAGGCAUAACUCACUUUGGCCUAAAGUCAGUGGAUGAUCAACAAGGUGAACAGCUUGUUGAAAAUUUAACUAAUGGAGUUCCAAAUGAUUUAAAAAAGUGUAGUAGCGCGUGGAAAAUCGGAAUAGAUUCUGCUAGCAGCAAUGCUGGCUAUAUUUUUAAAUUCUUGCUUGCAAGGUGUACGAAGUCUAUUAAAAAUUCAAACGAGUCAGAAUAUCGCGUUCUUUUAGAUAAUUUCAUGGAAGAUGUGAUUACUGUAUUGAAUUACCCUGAGUGGCCGGCGGCUGAAAUGAUAGUUCGCAUAUUCAGCAAAUUCAUGAUUGGCUAUAUAAAUGAUAAAAAAGCAGACAAUUAUACAAAAUCAAUGGCUAUUGAUUAUUUGGGAAUAAUAGCUGGACGUAUCAAAAAGUUUGCAAACACAGGUCUCAUUUCUGGAGAAGGAGUGUCAGAAGAUAACGGAGAGGAUAAUGAUGAUAAUGAUAAUCAGAAUUGGAUCGACAAAAUUAAAGAUAUACCGAGAGGAGAUAUAACGAUCUUAAACCCCGAGCGAACAAUUAAAAAUUUGCGUAAAUGUCAAAAGGCUGUAUUGACAUUUUUAGAAUUUGGUGCGAUGGAAGAUCCGGGUGUGCAGGCAUCUGAGUGGGGGUAUUCUUUUGCAAACACAUUGCUUUCAAUCAAUGAAAAGCAGACAGAUUUAAGAUGGGGAGAUAAAGACGAUGCAUCACUUGCUUCAAUAACAAAAUUAAUGAACAAGAUUGUUGCUGAAUACUGGCAAAUGUCAUCUGAAAAUCAAAUUGUACAAAGUCUUGAGCAUAGAACCCAGCAUGUGGAACGAACUGAUAUUCAUCUCGUAACCGAGCUUCUCGCAACUAGGCAAGCUCUUUAUCAAAACUUUGAUACUAUCCUUUCAAGGAUAUUGGUAUCAUUAGAUACAGGCGUUGUUGCCUUUAGGACAAAAGCGUUGAGAGCCCUAGGACAGGUGGUUGUAUGUGACCCUGGCAUUCUAAGCCAAGUGAACGUUCGUCAAACAAUUGCCCAGAGAUUUUCUGACAAUUCACCAGCUGUUCGAGAUGCAGCCAUUGAGCUUGUUGGACGUUAUCUCGCACAAAAACCGGAGAUUACGGAGCAAUAUUACAAAGUCAUAAGCGAUCGCGUCUUGGAUACUGGUCUUAAUGUACGAAAACGUGUAAUAAAAUUACUUAGAGAUAUUUACCUUAAAAGCUCUGAUCAGGAGAUGAAGAUCGAUAUCGGCUGUAAAAUUCUUAUUCGCGUUAAUGAUGACGAUGAUCAUGUCAAGGAUCUAGCUCUUAAAACUAUUCAAGAAUUGUGGUUUGCUCCAUUUAAACAUCAGAAAAAUUUUUAUGCUGAGACAUAUGAUUUGGAUGAUGAUGACAAUGGGCAAAAUGAAUUCAACAUCAUGCCUACUAGUGGUAAAAAGGAUGUUUUAGCAAGAAGCUUAUUAAUUGUAGGGGUUGCAGGACGACUUGGCGAGAGGAAUGGGCAUAUCAUGGGUGGAUUGUUCAAAAAGAUCUUAGACAAAGAUGGAAAACAGAAACGCGAAAUUAUGAGCAUCUGCCAAUGUAUAGUGGACUGUCUUUUUGAGCAUUUAUUAACAUUGCAAGAUUCAAAUUCAAAGACAGAAGUUGUCAGUUGUAUCAGCACAAUAUGUUUAUUGUGUAAUGCUUCACCAUUACUCGUCAGAAAGCAUGUUGUUACAUUGCAGCCAUAUCUAAAAAGUUCUAGCACGUCGGAGGAUCAAUCGAUAUUGUAUUACGUUCUGAUCAUAUAUCGUAAUGUUCUCCCGCUUCUCAAACGGCCAAAUCCUAAUUUCUUAAAUGAAGUAGAGCAGACACUUAUGGGUCUAUUGACUAAAAGCCCUCAAAAG